UCAUAAGCCAAGAGUAUUGUUCAUUCUACCCUUUCAACUGCUGCGUCCCCAAUAUUCCAUAUUCUCUAGCCAGUCUUUACAAGACUGCCACCAUCAAAAUGCCGUGUCAAAAGAACCAACGUCCUUCACCCACCGUCCCAUCAAGAGACAUGUCUCCCCUUCCCAACUUCUGGUUCCCAGUCUUUUGGAAGAACCAAUUUCGUAUCACCAUUGAACUUCCUACCACAGAGAGAUAUCCCCAAGUCGAAGGCAGCACAGCUAUCAUCACAGGCUCAAACACGGGUCUUGGAUUCGAAGCUUCUAAGCAGCUCCUCUCCUUAGGUCUGUCUCAUCUCAUAAUGGGUGUUCGAUCUCUUGAAAAGGGGAAAGUCGCAGCUGAGAGUCUUAAAAAGAUUGCUCCCUCUGCUAGGAUUGAUGUCUGGCAACUUGAUAUGCAAUCUUAUGAUUCUAUCCAAGUUUUCGCCAAGAGAUGUGAUACUGAGCUUAACAGGAUUGACUUUGCUAUUCUCAACGCUGGCCUUUCUCCUAGCAAUUUUGAACUUGUGCCUGGCACAGGCCAUGAAGUUGGCGUGCAAGUCAACCAUAUCAGCACUGCUCUUCUCACAAUCCUCCUCAUUCCCAUUCUGAAAUCCAAAACCUCAGAUCACGGCCCCCCUCGCCUCACAACCGUAAACUCUCUCACAGCCCAUCUCUGCAAAUUCCCAAACAAGGAUGAAAGACCCCUCCUUGCAUCCUUCGACGACCCAAAAAUCACACCAUGGAGUUCCCAAGAACGAUACGGUGUAUCAAAACUUCUGAACCAGCUCUUCAUCGUAAAAUUAUGCGAGAUAGUCAACCCUGAUGAAGUUAUCAUCAACAUGGUUGAUCCGGGACUUACGAAAGGUACUAAUCUUGGAGGACAUCAUGAAACUGGUGGUGUUGCUGGAGCACUUGCAGGGGCGUUCUUUGCGAUUUGUGGAAGACCUGUUGAUAGAGGUGCUGCGAGCUAUACUAAUGCUGUUUAUGGGCAUGGGAAAGAAUCACAUGGGUGUUUUUUGAUGAGUUGUGAGAUUGCACCGCUGGCUGGUUGGUUCUAUACGCAUGGCGAUGUCUUGGUAGAGCAAGUUUGGAACGAGACACUGGAGGAGUUGGAUUUUGCAGGCGUCAAAGACAUUAUUUCCGAUAUUUGAAUUCUGACUUACAGGGGACCAGUAAUUGAUUUGAGCCAAACAGUGUAUAAUAGAGAUCCCAGUCCUCCUUACAACCUUUCGUUAGAGUUACAUGCUAUUUUCUUAGACUUCUGAAGGACGUUGCUGCCAAGUAUGAAUACAAAAAUAUUAAA
This is a messenger RNA of Fusarium redolens, 1321 nucleotides long. RefSeq lists its product as uncharacterized. Lineage: Eukaryota; Fungi; Ascomycota; Sordariomycetes; Hypocreales; Nectriaceae. Bases 99 to 1169 code for a protein of 356 amino acids. The transcript has 2 exons. The record is from RefSeq and is a predicted model, not a curated record.